Molecule: messenger RNA, 1185 nt
Organism: Fraxinus pennsylvanica
Lineage: Eukaryota; Viridiplantae; Streptophyta; Magnoliopsida; Lamiales; Oleaceae
Source: the annotation of a GenBank genome assembly
AUGAUCGCCGGAAUAGUCCUCGGAACGGUAGAUGUGAUGCAUAUGAGUGCUUUCAUUAUCUCCAUUUCCUCCUAUCCUAACUCUCAUCAGGGGUUUUUCAGAGCGCGUUCGAAACAACCCAGCGAUGAAUCUGUUGAUGGCACUCCUAAUAAACAAGCCAUCAAAACCUUAACGUCUCAGAUCAAGGAUAUGGCAUUGAAGGCUUCGGGUGCAUACCGCCACUGCACACCGUCAUGCACGAGUCAGCCAACUCAGGCGCAGCAACUGAAGAACCGGAGCAUAGGGGGCGAGUCGGACUCGGCGGCGUCGGAUAGAUUCCGAUGGUCCUACCGGCGGACGGGGAGCUCAAACUCGAGCUCCACUGCCGGGAGGAAGGAGCUGGAGGCAAGGCUGAAGGGAAUUUCUAGCGGCGAGGGUACACCGGCGUCGGCAAGUGGCCGGCGAGUUGACCCGAUUGUGUUCGUUGAAGAGAACGAGCCGAAAGAGUGGGUAGCUCAGGUGGAACCCGGUGUGUUAAUUACCUUUGUGUCCUUGCCACGUGGCGGAAAUGAUCUUAAGCGCAUUCGAUUCAGCCGAGAAAUAUUCAACAAAUGGCAAGCUCAAAGUUGGUGGGCCGAGAAUUGUGAGAAAGUGUCGGAACUUUACAAUGUCCAAAGACUAAACCGCCAAGCUUUUGCUCUCCCAACAACUCCAAGAUCUGAAGAUGAUAGCAGUUCGAAGAUUGAAUCUGCUGAAGCCAGUCCAGUAACACCACCACUGGGCAGAGAAAGACUCCCGCGUACUUUACACCGACCAACUGGAAUGACGUUCUCAUCUUCAGAUUCACUCGAUCAGCAGUCAAUGCAUUCUCGAUAUAACUGUGAUUCUUUUGGCGUUGCCUCAACUCCAAAACUCUCGAGCAUUAGUGGAGCUAAAACAGAAACAUCCUCAAUGGAUGCCUCCAUGAGGACUAGUUCCUCUAAGGAUGCUGAUCGCUCUGGAGAGAUAUCGAUAAGCAAUGCCAGUGAUCUUGAAACUGAAUGGGUUGAACAGGAUGAGCCCGGGGUAUACAUUACCAUCAGGGCAUUGCCAGAUGGUAAAAGAGAACUCAGACGCGUUAGAUUCAGCCGAGAGAAAUUUGGGGAGAUGCAUGCUAGACUAUGGUGGGAAGAGAAUAGAGCCCGGAUACAUAAACAAUACUUGUGA